Messenger RNA from Strongylocentrotus purpuratus (purple sea urchin), 5969 nucleotides. RefSeq lists its product as uncharacterized. The record is from RefSeq and is a predicted model, not a curated record. The transcript is spliced from 25 exons. The coding region runs from base 79 to 3339 and encodes 1086 amino acids. Lineage: Eukaryota; Metazoa; Echinodermata; Echinoidea; Camarodonta; Strongylocentrotidae. Gene Ontology annotation, molecular function: protein binding.
ACCAAUCUCUGCUCACAUUGGAGACAACGACCAAACAAGAUGACUCCAACAAACACCAUUUCAUAGCACCGGAGGAGGAUGGAGGAUGGUUACUAUGGCUACAACCCUAAACAGACCAUCAGCGAACAGAUCCAGGGUCAAGCCAAAGUUCUGCAGGCCCUGAAAGCUACCAACCCUGACCUCGGGGGUCAACGCAGGUCACGCCACCUGACCUCCAGUGGAGGGUCCCUCAAAGGGGAUGCAGCCAGGCCAAGAAAAUGGAUCAUGCCACAGACGCCCGACCUGAGCUCCAAGCAGAACGACCUGAAGUUGGAAAGGCAACUGGUCCAGAGGCAAGAGUCUUACGCCAAAGAGCAGGCAUGGACCAAGAAACAGAUCGAGAAGCUGACCAAAGAAAGACUCAAGCUCGAGGAGGAGGAACAGAAGCUGGAGGAAGCAAGGAAAAGAUGGAACAUCCCGUCACCUCCUUUACAUCCGAUCCACACGCCCACCUCCUCGUCCUCGCGAGUUGACGAUCACGAAGAAACUCCUGAAGAGAUGCAGCAACGCAUUCUUGCAAACCUGAGAAAAAUGAGAAAUGACCUUGAGAGAGACAAGAGGGAGUUGGACACAGCUGUCUCACAGUCUUCCAAGCGUUCUUAUGAAACAACACAGGCGAUACAGUACUAUAUGAUCAGGGAUAUUCUUGUAGAUGUGGUGAAUGAAGUAGUGGAUAAGUGCAGCGACAGGGCAAAGUCAAAGAAGAAAAAUGAUAUCACGAGGUUGCUUCUAGCAGCAGCAGAGAAAGACUAUGAUUCAUCGCAGAAUUUCCAGAGCAAGGAGAGAGCCAUGCAACUCAUAUCAGAGGAGAUAUUCCUUCAGAUGACGGCUAAGAUGUGCCUGGAGACGGUGCAGGAAUGGGUCAGCACAGAGGACUAUGUGAAAUCUUCAAUUCAGAGACUCAUCAUCAACUCAGCGGAGACUAUCGCCACAAAUAAUCAAGCAGGCAGAAAGGACGAUGACCCUGCCUAUGACCUUAUCACAGCGACCUACUUCCACAUGUGCAAGGAGAGACGAAAGAAAAGGUCCACUGUUUGGAAGCAUACCCAAACUGUUCACUACGUAGACUCAGAGAAUGACAGUGUCAUGUCUGGGAUUACCGCUGACCAUGAUAGCACCAAGCUCAGCAUGGCCAGACUGGUUCCUGUCCAGCUCUGGACGGAGAAACGAUUCACACCUUCGCUCAAGAACUACAUCAAACGGGAGAAAGAACACUGGCAGCCUGAUCUCAUGACGAUUCAUCCAUUCAUCAUGAAUGUGACGAAAAGAGUGUCUGGUGUCUUAACGAUGGCAGUCUCCCCUACGCAGAGAAUGAUAGCUAUGGGUACCGUCAGAGGUGAUAUAUUUAUCUUUGAUCUUUGGUACGACUCCUCCAAUCCUGUCCGCUACAUAAAGAACGAGGGCGCCUCAUCAGAUGGAGUCAUGCAGAUCUCAUGGAGCCUCGACAGUAAUCGAAUCAUCAGUCUCAAUGAAUCGGGGUCUGUCUUCAUGUGGUCAUUACACCCUGGUGGCUCCAACACCAAAGACAGCAGGAGUCUUGAUUUUAAAGACUCUAACGAUGAGAUAGUGCCCUCGCAGUUGACCCUCCUUCUAGCCCUUGACCCUGAUGCAGAAGACUUCGACUUCCAAGAAGGUCCUCUAGCCCGCAGUGUAGCUCAGACAGAGUCCCAGACACCCAUAGUGACUGCCUUCCAUCCCUCACACACUCUCAUCGGAUCACAGAAUAGUCUCGUCGUGAGCUUUGAGAGUGGAGACAUUUACAAGUGCAAUAUAGAACAUCAGAUAACAGAGACUUCAGAAAGCUUUGAGAAUACAGAGAAUGUCAUGUUUCCUACAGUUCAAGGAGCAGGGGAUACGAUCGGUCAAGACAUCUCUGUGGAACUCUUCAGGGCACACAAGCAUGCCGUCAUCUACCUGGGCUACGUCGGUAACUAUGGCAACAUGAUUUCUGUGGAUGUUAAAGGUUAUAUCUUCAUCUGGAAAUACACCAGGAGGAAAAUCAGUCACUAUGGUUGGUUUGAACCGAUAGAGAAAUACUGGUUAGAAAUGGCAAAUGAGAUGUACUCGACAAUGAACAAUGAAACACCAGAGAUAUAUUUCAGUGAUGACUAUGCCCUUGAGAAGAAGAAGAUGAAGGGAAAGAACAAGGAUAGAAUGAUGAUUGAGCUGGAGGAGGACAGGAAAGAUGCAGAGAUUGAGUGGAGCAAUAUGAAGAUCAAUCAAGUUUGGUUCACAGACUUCAAUAAGAAACAGGACAGGGAGACUACUGUAUACAGACCAGACACUGUUGACGCAAAGGGGUCACCAUUCCACAUCAUCAUGAGGCAGAAGACUACAGGGCUACUGUUGAAACACUACAGUCAGCUCCACAAACCUGUACAGCAUUCUGCAAGUCGAUUUCUGGCAUGUCACCCAUCGGCUACGGGGAGAGAACUGGUUUUCAUGCUCCUGUUUUCACCCUUCCCUCCUAAAUCUGGUCGCAUCACCUUUGUCAUUGUAAAGCUUGAUGGCCGGCUUGAAGUAGUGGACAGGCGUAUUGAUGUCAUCCUGACCUCUGAGGAAUAUGAGCGAUGCUUCAAGGAUGAUGUCUGCUCAUUUCAGAUGAGCAACACCGUUGAUGCUAUUGGCUCAAGCUACAUCUACCUGACCCUCAUGGGGGCGCUAAUGGUCUUCUCGGUCAACACCGGCACCCUGGUCCUUUCCACCCGUAAGGGGGACACCCCUGCCCCUAUCCAGUGGACCCCCAGGUCCCCCACCAAACUCUAUUUCAACGCAUCCAUGGCUCUGUCCCAGACCCGAGGUGGCACAUAUGUAAUGCUGUAUGCUGAGAACCAGACUUCAGUUCAUGUCAUCAAAGUGACAGACAGAAACACAAAGGGAAAGAGAAUGGCUGUCAACAAAGCAUUCAAGUUGUGGAACAGCACUAGUCCAAGCCCUGGUCCAGGUCCUGCUCCCGAACAGACUAUCCGACGACAGGAAUGGGCCCUGAAACGGGAUCCAUUUGGUCAUGUGGCCCUCUACGUUCGUGGUCUCAUUCUGGGGCUGGUGGAUGAUGCAGUCCAGAAGGUAGAUGGAGAGUUCUCUGAGGAGGAUAGGAAGAUACACGCAGAGCAGGGCAGGAGGCUAGCUCAUCAGUACUUUGGGCUGAGAUUAAAGGGGCCUGGAGCUGCAGAAGAACAACCUACAGAGCAGAGGGAAGAGGGCAAGGGUGACUUGGACCAGAAUGAUCACAGGGUUCAGCCUCCAGUCCAAGGGGAUGAUCUCAGGGAUGAUGAAGCAGAGGAACAUCCUACCGUCUAGGAGCCCUCUGGCGGUUUGUGACCGAUGAGCAGUUCCUCAUGGAAUACUGUCUGAAUUCUUAUUUAUAACUUGAUUGAACAUACAUGAAUUUUUCGAGAGAUAUGUAAUGUAUUUGGGGCUUUGAUGUGAAAUAAGUCUAGAUUGUAAUGAACGGCAAGAUAACUAGGAAAAAUAAAAGCCAAGUGAAAUCUUGCAUGCUUGCUGCGCCUUUAGUACAAUGCACUCAUCCAUUGUACACUGCUCGUAUUGGUUGUGCAGCCGGGUCCAGACCUGCUGGCGCGCAGAAUUUGUAUGACAUUUCUACUGUAAAUUGGAGUAGUGAGCAUGUAAAACAACAUAUUGCUGUUUACGUUGUUUUGCAAGGUCUAGCUAGUUAUAGAAUCUACAAAUAAGUAGUAAGAAUUUUUAGUCAUUUCAUCUAACUGGUGAGAACAAAUUGCUCCUUCUAACACUCAAGGGCCGUGACAGGUGCCUCAGUGAUCGAGGCAUCCUCGUCGAAUAGAUCGUUUAUCUGGACAAAGUCCAUCGGACACAUCUCCUUUAUCUUGCCAUCUUGCUCAUCGAUGAUGGCUCGCCUGGUAGAUCGAGGCCCCCUGUCUUCUGCGUCUCUGCUCUUUAUUGGUGGAACUCCUUCUUGACCUUGACUUAGUGACCUGAAAUUCUACUCACAUGAUUGGGGAUACUUGAUAACCCUCUCUCUUUCCUUUCCUCUUCCUUUCUAUGAACCUUCCAUACCUCUUCCUCGUCUCUGCUCUAUAUUGGUGGAACUCCUUCUUGAUCUCAACUUAGUGACCUGAAAUUCUACUCGCAUGAUUGGGGAUACUUGGGGAUAAGCUUCUCUCUUUCCUUCCCUCUUCCUUUCUAUCAACCCUUUCCUACUUCUUUGUUGCUUUUCUUCUGUCUCCUCUCCUCUCCAUCUCGCCUUUUAAAAAAAUCUAAUCGAGGCCACAUUACACCUAUUGUAUUUUGUCUCUUUCCCGGUCAUGUUAUGCUGCCUUCUUUAAUGCCGAAUUAAUGACUCCUCCUCCUCAUUCUCAUAAUCGCACUUCUUACAUUUGUACGUCAGAUCUGAAUCAUGCCUGUCUUGCAUGUGUGCCUUAAUUAACUCCAGAAAAGUAUAAAGCUCCUCUCUGCACUUGCGGCAACGGUGCAUGUCAGGGCCCUGGUCUUCAACUCCUGCCAUUUCUUCCGUACAUCUUUCCACUCGCGCUGGCAUCCACCAGGAGCUCUCAGCAAAGCCUCGCACUCCUCCCAUGCCUUCUGCUUCCGUUCCUCCACCUGAGCCAUUCAAAAUAUAUUAAUAGACAAAUGAUUUGAUCAAUGUAACUAAAUCAUAUUCCAAAAAUUACCCAUUGACCAGAAACGAUUUAUUGGUUGGGGUGAUUAAGAAACCCUGACAUUUUCUCACAUUGAGACUCAGUCCCGUCAUGUUGAGGAACUCUACAGUUAGUUCUAGGUUGGCAGUCAUGUCUAAGUGGCUGGACGAGACGAGUGUUGUGUCAUCUGCAUAGGCCAGGCUGACGAAUGAGUGUCCCAUGAUCUCAACAUCUUUCCUUUUCUGCUCGAGCGUAGCUAGUAGCGGGUCGAGGGCCAAGUUGAAUAGUGUCGGCGAUAGAGAGUCCCCCUGCUUGACUCCACUUCGGAUUGUGAUGUGGUCAGUGGUGCCAUCAUCUGUUGUGAAAGACGUAUACCCCCCUUCGUAGAGGUCCAUUAUGAUGCUGAUGCGGUGUUCGUGUACUCGAUGCCUCCUCAGGGUCUUGAUGAUGAGAUCAUGGGAAACGGUGUCGAAAGCCCUGGCUAAGUCAAAAAGUACCACUGCAAGACAUUCUUUGUUUCUCUUGCUAUUCAUGAUAAGUUGCCGUAGGAUAAGCGUAUUAUCUUCAAUACUUGCUCUUUGAGUGAAGCCUCUCUGGCUUGGACAGACACUUACCGCCCGGUCCAGCCGCCUAGUCAAGAUCUUGGAAUAUAAUCUGCUGAUUACAUUGGCAAGUGUUAACGGACGAAAAUUGUUGAUGUCUGUGGGAUCUCCUUUUCCCUUGGGAAUUAGAAUCGAUCUAUAUGCCUCUGCAGGGACCUUCCCCAUAGCUAACCAUGUAUUAUACAUUAUUAACAAAUAUAGCUGGCAGUUUCCAUAGGCCUUUAGGGCAUCAUAGGUGACCUCGUCCGGUCCAGGUGCAAAUCCCUUCUUCGUGGUAGAGAUGGCCCUUUCUAUUUCAACCUUGCUGAUGGGGUCCACUAUCCCUUCCUUAUCCUCCAUAGUCUCGGGAUCGACAUAGGCUCCUAUGUCAAUUACCUCUUUAUUCUCUCUUGAGAACCUGUCCGUAUAGGUUCUUUGAAUCACUUCUCUUCAUCGUUCCCAUCAAGAAGUUUUUCAAAGAGUCUAUGGGGAUUCUUCUUGUACAGGGUUUGUGUUUCGGAGAAAACCCUCUUUUUCUCCUUGGCCUUGGCCUUUGCUUGGUUUUCCUCAAAUUUUAGAUCUUGUUGCUCUGUUCGCCAGCAGUUUGAGGAUAUGGAAUCCCACAGCACAUUACUCACAAGAGCUCUAACAAUCCAAGCUUAAACAAAACCUAUGAUAAGUAAUUGAGUGCCUGUACCACCCACCUGAUUGAUCUACGAACAAUUACACUAUU